Molecule: messenger RNA, 1746 nt
Organism: Vanderwaltozyma polyspora DSM 70294
Lineage: Eukaryota; Fungi; Ascomycota; Saccharomycetes; Saccharomycetales; Saccharomycetaceae
Gene: QDR2
Product: cation transporter
Exons: 1
Coding region: 1-1746 (581 amino acids)
Biological process (GO): transmembrane transport
Cellular component (GO): membrane
Molecular function (GO): transmembrane transporter activity
Source: RefSeq, a predicted model, not a curated record
AUGAGUGAUGAUAAUAAAAGUAGUCUGGCAAACCUCGAUUACCAUAUGGAUCAAUCAGAUUACCCUAUAAAAAAGAAUCUAUCUUCAACAGAUUUAGCCGACUACGGUGUAAUAGACAAAUCAUCGAUAAUAUCAAAGGAGAAUGAUCUCCAUACCGCUGAUCGAGAUAACUAUGACGAUGACGAUGACGAUGACGAUAUAAUAGAUUCUCUACAUAUCAUGAAAACCCAAUCUGUAAAGCUUGGUCCAAACACUACCGAUUCUCCUCCAUAUUCACGAUUUGGUAGGACCGAAAAGUCUUUAUUAAUAAUCCAGUGUGCUUUUACUGGUUUCUUCUCAAGUGUAGCUGGUGCAAUUUAUUAUCCUGUUUUAACAGUCAUCGAAAAGAAAUUUAAUAUUACUGAAGAAUUAGUUAAUAUUACAGUUGUAGUUUACUUUAUAUUUCAAGGUCUCGCUCCUUCCUUUAUGGGAGGUUUAGCCGAUUCAUUAGGUAGACGUCCUGUCGUUUUAUUCUCAAUAUUAGUCUAUUGUUGUGCAUGUAUAGGUUUAGCUUUAUCCCAAAACUAUACACAAAUCGUUGUUUUAAGAUGUCUACAAGCUGCUGGUAUCUCACCAGUAAUUGCCAUCAAUAGUGGAAUCUGUGGUGACAUCACUACUCGUGCUGAAAGAGGCGCUUAUGUAGGUUAUGUCUCUGGGUUCAUUGUCAUCGGUAGUGCAUUUGGUGCUUUGAUUGGUGCUGGUCUAUCCUCAACUUGGGGUUGGAGAUCCAUCUUUUGGUUUUUAACUAUAGGUUCAGGUAUAUGUUUGAUGAUUUCUAUUAUCGUCUUACCGGAAACUAAAAGAACUUUGGUAGGAAACGGCUCCAUUCGUCCAAGACCUUAUGUCAAUAGAGCACCAAUACUUUCCCUUCCUUAUUUGAAGAAUAAAUUACAUCUCGACAACCCAGAGUACGAAACGUUGGAACCCAAAUCUCCAUUAAAUCUGUUUGCUCCUUUCAAAGUAUUAAAAGUGCCAGAAAUUGCAAUCUUAUUAAUCGUGUCUGGUUUACAAUUUUCAAUGUGGACCACUCACCAAACAGCAUUAAGUACUGUAUUAAGUAAGGAUUAUGGAUUGUCUGUUGCUAAAAUUGGUCUAUGUUUCUUACCAGCAGGUGUCUGUACACUAAUUAGUGUUAUAAGCUGUGGCAGGUAUUUAAACUGGAGCUAUAAAAAAAAAUAUGCAAGAUAUAAAAUAUGGUUAGAGGAACGUAAAAAAGAGCUUUUGGAAGAAUAUAAAGACCCUGAAAAAGUUCAUGAUAUUAUUAACAAUAAUCACUAUUAUACGUUUAAUAUAUGCAAAGCAAGAUUACAACCUGCAUUUGUAACAUUACUAAUUAGUAGCUGUGGGUUUUGUGCCUACGGUUGGUGUAUAAAAAGUAAAGCUCCAUUAGCUGCUGUCUUAGUUACUAGUGGUAUAGCUUCUUUAUUUUCCAACUGUAUUUUAACAAUGUCAACAACCCUAUGUGUUGACCUAUUUCCAUCGAUAGCGUCUACUGCGACUGGUUGCCUAAAUCUAACUAGAUGUUUGCUAUCCGCUCUAUUUAUUGGUGUUUUAAGCAGAAUGGAACAGAGUAUGACUUAUGGUGGUGUAUUUACAUUUAUGGCAGGUAUAACUGGACUGUCAUCUUUCCUUCUUUUAAUUCCAGUCAGAAAUGGUAAAAAAUUGUCAUAUUUAAGAACAAAACAAGAGGCAUUACUGAGAAAUUGA